GCUCAAUUAAUUACAAUGUAUUAGUGAUCAGGAUUGAAACACUUUUGAAAAAAUGGACCAAUUGGGAUGAUACUGAACUGAUAACUGAUAUUUAUGAUAGAGAAAUUUGGAAAACUUUCCUAUCACAAAUUGACACACCUGAUUCUUUGCGAUUUUUUACAUCAAAAACUGCUGAUUCUCAUUUAGGAAUUAUGAUAAAUCUCGAUUAG
Messenger RNA from Funneliformis geosporum, 209 nucleotides. The record is from the annotation of a GenBank genome assembly. Lineage: Eukaryota; Fungi; Glomeromycota; Glomeromycetes; Glomerales; Glomeraceae.